Miscanthus lutarioriparius is the source of this 546-nucleotide messenger RNA. Lineage: Eukaryota; Viridiplantae; Streptophyta; Magnoliopsida; Poales; Poaceae. The record is from the annotation of a GenBank genome assembly.
AUGGGGCUCACCUUCACGAAGCUCUUCAGCCGGCUCUUCUCAAAGAAAGAGAUGAGGAUCCUUAUGGUCGGUCUUGAUGCAGCUGGUAAGACCACCAUCCUCUACAAGCUCAAGCUCGGAGAGAUCGUGACCACCAUCCCUACAAUCGGGUUUAAUGUGGAGACUGUUGAAUACAAGAACAUUAGCUUCACUGUCUGGGAUGUCGGGGGUCAGGACAAGAUCAGGCCAUUGUGGAGGCACUAUUUCCAGAAUACCCAAGGCCUUAUCUUUGUUGUUGAUAGCAAUGACAGAGAUCGUGUUGUUGAGGCAAGGGAUGAGCUCCACAGGAUGCUGAACGAGGAUGAGUUGAGGGAUGCUGUCUUGCUCGUUUUCGCUAACAAGCAAGAUCUGCCAAAUGCAAUGAAUGCUGCUGAGAUCACCGAUAAGCUUGGCCUCCAUUCCCUGCGCCAACGCCACUGGUAUAUCCAGAGCACUUGUGCUACCACAGGAGAAGGUUUGUACGAGGGUCUUGACUGGCUCUCCAACAACAUUGCAAACAAGGCCUGA